Molecule: messenger RNA, 2571 nt
Organism: Dissoconium aciculare CBS 342.82
Lineage: Eukaryota; Fungi; Ascomycota; Dothideomycetes; Mycosphaerellales; Dissoconiaceae
Product: glycosyltransferase family 20 protein
Exons: 2
Coding region: 1-2571 (856 amino acids)
Biological process (GO): trehalose biosynthetic process; fungal-type cell wall organization; cellular response to heat
Cellular component (GO): alpha,alpha-trehalose-phosphate synthase complex (UDP-forming); cytosol
Molecular function (GO): catalytic activity
Source: RefSeq, a predicted model, not a curated record
AUGGCAGAUGCAUCGAGCAAAGCCGCGGCUGCCGCCAGAGCAUCCGACCCACGAACCACCCAUCCUUCUCUGAACUUGAGCGGAAAUGUGAUCAGCGCGGCAUUCUGCGUGCCGUUCAAAGUACAUUAUUGCCCAGAUGGCAGCUGGCAGCUUGACUCGCGGCAUGGUACUUCCGCCCUGUUCGAGUCGUUGUCCUAUCUUUCGUCGGCGGAAUCCCCGUGGGUACACACUUUAGUUGGCUGGACAGGCGAGAUAGCGAAAGGCCAUCGCCAAAAGGAGCCUCCGAUCACAUGUCAGGAGGAUGGAGGCCCUUUCGAGCAAAAUCCGAGGUCCACUCAUGGUGCUGGCACAUACGCGGAAGCAAAAUCAUCAUCCUCGCACGAGCCGUGUCUUCAGAUAUCCAGCUCAAGUCGAGCGCAGCUUGCCAAAGAUUUGACAGCUCAGCACGGAGGUAAAGUUACACCGGUUUGGCUUCCGGAUGAGAUCACAGACGACGACACUGCUAUUCUUCGCGAUCAAAGACGAUGGCGAAAAUAUGGCGAGCACGAGCUCUUUACCUUAUUCCACUACAAGCAGAACGAGCCGACAGAUGGUCGCGCGGUCCGCAAGCAAUGGGUUGAUUAUCACUGUUUAAACAAAGCAUUUGCUGAUGCCAUCGUUGACGCCUACAAACCUGGAGACAUUAUUCUCAUUCAUGACUACCAGCUUUUGCUCCUGCCAAGCUUGAUAAGACAACGCCUCCCUAAUGCCUACAUAGGCUUCUUCCUACACAUCCCGUUUCCUAGCUCGGAAUACUAUCGCUGCCUUCCUCGGCGAAAGGAAAUUAUGGAGGGCGUCCUUGGGUCGAACAUGAUUGGCUUUCAGGCGUACAGCUACGCUCGUCAUUUCUCUUCGUGCUGCUCUCGCAUCCUAGGGUUUGACUCGUCUGCAGCAGGCGUGGAUGCGUAUGGUGCUCACGUACCUGUCGAUGUCUUCCCAAUCGGAAUCAACGUCGAUGCUACCAUGCAGGCCGCUUUUGGCUCUUCGGGGAUCGAGAAAAAGAUGGGUAUCCUUCGAGACGUCUACGCUGGGAAGAAGAUUAUUGUCGGACGUGACCGUCUUGACUCGAUUCGAGGCGUGGCACAGAAGCUGCAGGCUUUUGAGAUCUUCCUUACCCGCUAUCCCCAUUGGCAGGACAAAGUCGUACUGAUUCAAGUGACUAGCCCGACAAGCUUGGAAGAACAUGGUGACAAGAACGACAAGAUGGCCAACAAAAUAUCGGAGUUGGUUGCGAGGAUCAACGGCAAAUUUGGAUCCUUGAGCUUCACUCCCGUGCAUCACUAUCCACAGUAUCUGUCGCAAGAAGAGUAUUUUGCUCUGCUGAGGGUCGCAGAUCUUGGAUUGAUCACGAGCGUUAGAGACGGAAUGAAUACAACCGCUCUCGAAUAUGUUCUCUGCCAGCGAGACAACUUCAGCCCACUCAUCAUCUCCGAGUUCUCGGGCACCGCUGGAAGCCUUGGCAAUGCAAUUCACAUCAACCCCUGGGAUCUUGGAGGCACUGCCGAUGCAAUCAACUCAGCUCUAAUCAUGCCUGAUGAGGAGAAGCGCGCAAAGCAUAGACUUCUCUACCAGCACGUCACCACCAACACCGUCCAGGCAUGGACCGACAGCUAUCUCAAGCGCCUCCUCACCAACCUCGCCUCUCACGACCAGGCGAUAGCGACCCCUGCGCUCGAUAGAGUCAAAAUGCUCGCGCAAUAUCGCAAUUCUACGCGCCGUCUAUUCAUGUUCGACUACGAUGGCACCCUCACACCGAUCGUACGCGAUCCACAAGCCGCCAUUCCGUCCGACCGAGUCAUCCGUACCCUCAAAUCUCUCGCCUCGGACCCGCGUAAUCAGGUUUGGAUCAUCAGCGGCCGCGACCAGGCCUUCCUCGACGAAUGGAUGGGCCAUAUCUCCGAGCUGGGCCUCUCUGCCGAGCACGGCUCUUUCAUGCGCAUGCCGAACAGCACCGGCUGGGAGAACUUGACCGCCACUCUCGACAUGUCCUGGCAAGACGAGGUCCUGCGCAUCUACGACUUCUAUACAGCACGCACGCCCGGCAGCUUCGUCGAGCGCAAAAAGAUUGCGCUGACCUUGCACUACCGCCGUGCGGACCCUGAAUACGGCGUGUAUAUGGCCCGUCAAUGCCAAAAGCACCUCGAGAACACCGUCGUCAAGCAGUGGGAUGUCGAAGUGAUGACAGGAAAAGCGAACUUGGAAGUCCGCCCGCGCUUCGUCAACAAAGGCGAGAUUGCGAAGCGGCUGGUGGCGGAAUACGGCGAAGGGCACGGCAAAGCCCCUGAUUUCGUCCUCUGUCUGGGUGACGAUUUCACGGACGAAGACAUGUUCCGCACCCUCCGCCACUCCCAACUCCCCGAAGAUCACCGCUACGCCGUCACCGUCGGCGCCAAGACCAAGCAGACGCUCGCCUCCUGGCAUCUCCUAGAGCCCGCCGAUGUCAUCUCCGCCAUCGCGCUACUGAACGGGAACAAAGAGGGUGUCAACGCCGCGGUGGCAGCACAGGUGGAUAGCGAGCAACAGCGACGUUGA